Messenger RNA from Eruca vesicaria subsp. sativa (arugula), 1771 nucleotides. The record is from the annotation of a GenBank genome assembly. NCBI's taxonomy places the organism in Eukaryota, Viridiplantae, Streptophyta, Magnoliopsida, Brassicales, Brassicaceae.
AUGGCCACUAAGCUUGACACAAGCAGCUUACUGUUAGCUCUCUUGUCCAAAUGUAGCCUCCUCACCCAAACCAACCUUGCUUUGUCUCUCCUCUUAGCCUCCAUGGCUUGUCUCGUUCUCUCUCUUUUCUACUGGUCUCAUCCCGGAGGACCUGCCUGGGGAAAAUAUUUCCUUCAUCGCCGCCACCGAACCACCGUGAUUCCCGGACCAAGAGGCUUACCUUUUGUCGGAAGCAUGUCUCUCAUGUCCAACACUUUAGCUCACCGCUGCAUAGCCGCAACCGCAGAGAAAUUCGGAGCCAAACGUUUGAUGGCGUUUAGCAUGGGAGAAACUCGCGUGAUCGUCACGUGCAACCCUGAUGUAGCUAAAGAGAUUCUAAACAGUCCGGUUUUCGCCGACCGUCCGGUUAAGGAAUCAGCGUAUUCCCUUAUGUUUAACCGGGCUAUCGGUUUCGCUCCUUACGGCGUUUACUGGCGAACGUUGAGGAGAAUCGCUUCUAACCAUCUUUUCAGCCCUAAACAGAUUAAACGCUCUGAAACGCAGAGACGUGUGAUCGCGAAUCAGAUCGUGAACUGUCUCAAGAAACAGAGUAGCAGCAACGAAGGACUCUGUUAUGCUCGUGACUUGAUCAAAACGGCAUCGCUUAACAACAUGAUGUGCUCUGUUUUCGGGAAAGAAUACGAGCUUGAACAUGAACAUGACGAAGUGAAUGAGCUUCGUGGGUUGGUGGAAGAAGGUUAUGAUUUGCUCGGAACACUUAACUGGACCGAUCAUCUCCCGUGGCUAUCGGAAUUUGAUCCUCAGAGAAUCCGGUCUAGAUGCUUUACUCUCGUACCGAAAGUAAACCAGUUCGUGAACCGGAUUAUAUCUGACCACCGCGAUCAAACUCGUGACUCGCCUAGUGACUUCGUCGACGUAUUGCUCUCUCUUGAUGGUCCGGAUAAAUUAUCCGACCCGGAUAUGGUCGCGGUUCUCUGGGAAAUGAUAUUUAGAGGAACUGACACGGUGGCUGUAUUGAUCGAGUGGAUUCUUGCUAGGAUGGUCCUGCAUCAAGAUAUUCAGACAAGGGUUCACAACGAGCUUGAUCAGGUCGUGGGGAGAUCAAGAGCCGUGGAAGAAUCUGAUGUGGCUUAUCUGACGUAUCUAACGGCUGUGAUCAAAGAAGUCCUUAGGCUACAUCCGCCAGGUCCACUUCUGUCGUGGGCCCGUUUAGCAAUUACAGAUACGAUCAUUGACGGUCGUCGUGUGCCAGCGGGGACUACCGCAAUGGUGAACAUGUGGGCUAUAGCGCAUGAUCCACACGUGUGGGUAAAUCCAUUGGAGUUUGAACCUGAACGGUUUGUUGCAAAAGAAGGUGACAUUGAAUUCUCGGUUCUUGGGUCGGAUCUAAGACUUGCACCAUUCGGGUCAGGUCGUAGGGGGUGUCCAGGGAAGAACCUAGGUUUGACCACCGUGACGUUUUGGAUCGCGACACUCUUGCAUGAGUUUGAAUGGCCUGCUCCAUCGUCCAAUGAAAAUACCGUUGACUUGUCCGAGAAACUGAGGCUCUCGUGUGAAAUGGCUAAUCCUCUCGCUGUUAAGUUGCAUUGCAGACGCAGUAUAAGCGUAUGAUAAGACUAUUAUACACUGGAGGAAAAAAAUAAAGUAGUGUGCGAGUGUGAAGCAGAAAAGAAAGAUACAAAACUAAAGAAAAACGAGAAUAAGAUAAGCUUUGAAGCUUUUUUAUGUUAAGCUAACAUUUCUUGAUACACAACGUGUGUGGUGGUGUGAG